AUGGGAGACGCCAUGCAGCCGCUGGCAGCGCUGCCGCCGCGGCCGAGGUUGGGGCAGCUGCUCGACUUCCUCGGCCGCCACCAGGACGGCCUCAUCCCCGUUGUAGUGCCGCCGUCCUCGUCACCACGCAAGGAGGAUGACGGCAGCAGCAGUCUAGGCGGCAGCCUCAGCAACGGCCGAUCAGGAGCAGCAGUCAAGCCGGCGCAGACCCAGGAGCGGGGUGGAGUGGCCAGGGAAUACAAGGGGUUUGCAGCGUCAGGAGCGGCAGGAUUGCAGGACGAGGAGGAGUCCGGGGAGGUGCUGGUGACGGCGGAGGGCGGCGCCGAGCUGCUGGGGGUGGUGUACCGCUGGCAGCUGCUGUCGUGCCUGCAGCACCCCGCGCUGCUGCGUCUCUUGCUGACGCCGCCGGCAGGUGGCAAGGGUAGCCCAGGAGGCAGCGUGGCCGACGGCAGCGGCGGAAGAGGCAACGCACCAGACGGCAUGGUGGCAGCAGAAGACGAUGUCAGCAGCGGAGCCGGCAGAGGCAGUGGCACCGACUCCGCCGCUGCCGUCGCGCUCGAGGUUGCGCCCGCGUCGGCGCUCGAGACGCUCGGGCACGCGACGCGGGCCGCGCUGCUCAGUCUGCUGGCGCAGGGGCCGCCCAACCUGACGCGGGAGUCUGCAGAGGCGCAGGAGCGCGCGGUUCUUGACCGCUUCCUGGGCGCUGCACUGCAGCCAGUAGCACGCAGUGGCAGCCCCAUUGAACAGGCACACGGGGUGCAGGAGCAAGGGUUUGACCGAGAGGAGGGCCUGGUGCGCAGGGGUUGGCAUGAGCGCCUUGUGCGAGGGCGCCGCGGGGCGAGGGCGGUGCAAGAGAACGGCCAGCCUGAUUGCAGCCGAGCAGCGCAGCAGCAGCAGCAGCAGCAGCAGCAGCAGCAGCAGCAGCAGCAGCAGCAGCAGCAGCAGCAGGAUGAGGAGAAUAUGCAGCAGCAACAACAGCAGCAUGAGGAGGCAGAGCAACAGCAGCAGGGGCAGCAGCAAAAGCGGGAGAAAGAGCAGAAGCAGCUGCAAGAACAACAGGAUCACAAGGAGGAGGAGAAGAAGGAGGAUCAGCAGCAUCCUUUGCAACCUGCAAGAUCGGCCUCGCCAGCGGCGGCCGCCACCGCUGCCUCCGCUGCAGCGCAAGCCGCUGAGGUGGUGGAGUCUGCACGGGCCCUGCUGGCGCAGCGGCUAGACCUGUCACUGCUAUUCCAGGAUUGCCCCUUCGAGCUGCCGCCCUCGGCGCCGCUGGAGCACGCUCACGAGCUUAUGCGGAGCAUAGGCGUGCACGGAGUGCUCGUUACGCAGCGGCGGGGGACGCGGCUGGCAGGCGUGGUGACACGGCGGGAGCUGCUGAUGUGCAGCGAGGGCAAGAAGGACGGGUGUGACUAA
Molecule: messenger RNA, 1410 nt
Organism: Monoraphidium neglectum
Lineage: Eukaryota; Viridiplantae; Chlorophyta; Chlorophyceae; Sphaeropleales; Selenastraceae
Exons: 1
Coding region: 1-1410 (469 amino acids)
Source: RefSeq, a predicted model, not a curated record